Aspergillus lentulus is the source of this 1542-nucleotide messenger RNA. It is a transcript of the gene gliC, whose product is annotated as cytochrome P450 monooxygenase gliC. NCBI's taxonomy places the organism in Eukaryota, Fungi, Ascomycota, Eurotiomycetes, Eurotiales, Aspergillaceae. The record is from RefSeq and is a predicted model, not a curated record. Gene Ontology annotation, molecular function: monooxygenase activity; heme binding; iron ion binding.
AUGGCUUACACACUGACUGUACUCGUCCCCUGUUUGGUGCUGGCACUCGUUGUGGCCCGGCCUGUUCUCUACUGGAUUCUGUCUGUCAUAGUCGAUGCCUUUCUACGAUGGAAAUACCCUUUGCCCCAUCACGCGGGUUCUAAACCCCUGCCUCGUGCCCGUUAUACAUGGCCCAACGGUCAAGGCACGGAAAAGUUCUUCAAUGGACGUUCCGCUGCCAAACAGUGGCGACAGCAAUGGGGUCCGAUAUAUCAGAUUUGGUCUGGCUGGUCCCCUGAAAUUGUACUGACCACUCCUACCCAUGCCGUCCAAUUCUUCCGCAACUCCCAUCGUCACACAAAAGCUGUGAACAACGAUUCAGGCUGGCUAUUCGGCGAAGUUCUCGGUGUCUGCGUCGGCCUGCUCAGUGGCUCUGACUGGAAACGAGUUCGGCAGCAGGUCGAAGACGGCUUUUCACGUCCAACGGCUGCUCGGUAUACGGCUGACCUGGUCACUCUGGCCCGCGAAUAUGUCCACAGCACCCUGUUAGCGUCAUCCGAACAAAGCCUCGAAACAAAAGGAAUCAUUCACGUCGAGCCUGCCAAGACCCUCCAAUUCUUUCCCUUUCUGUCGGUGGCUCAGAUCCUGUUCGGACGCUUGAGCCCGAUGCAGCGUUCGCAGCUGACCACGCUCGCUCCCUUGAGAGAAGAAUUGUUCAAGGAGGUCAUUCGGGGCGGCAUCAACCGCUUAUCUAUCGCGCCCUGGUUCCGGUCGCGGGGAGUACGCCUCUUGAACGAAUUCCAGACGCAGUGGGAACAGUUUGUCGAAGACGCCUACCACAAAGCCGUCGAGCGCAACCAAUCCCCUAGGCCGCUGGUCGUCGGACUUUGGGAGGCUUAUCAGGCGGGAACAAUUAGCAAACGCGAAUGCCUGCAAACCCUCGACGAGUCGCUCUACGCCAAUUUGGACGUCACCACACAUGCCCUCUCGUGGAAUGUCUUGUUGCUGGCAGAGAAUAGCGAGGCACAGACGGAACUGCGACAGGAAGUGCUCUCUGCGCUGCGAAGCGAGGCAAGCGAGUCGUACGAACGGUACAUUGACCGGGAUGACACGUUCCUGGCUGCUUGCGUCCUGGAAUCGGCACGAAUGCGCCCAAUACUGCCAUUUUCCAAUCCUGAGUCGGCGCCCGAGGAUCUAUACGUGGACGGCUAUCUCAUCCCUGCCAAUACCAAUGUUAUCGUGGACGCCCAAGCGAUCAACAUCGAGAACCCUUUCUGGGUCAACGGAACUAAAUACAAUCCUCGACGGUUCUUCAGUCUCAACAAGUCAGACGUCCGCCAUAAUAUGUGGCGCUUCGGGUUUGGACCGCGACAAUGCCUCGGCAAGCACAUUGGCGAACGGAUGCUCAAGGCCAUUGUCGCUGAGAUUAUUCGCCAGUACGUCGUCUCUAUCUCGGCAGACAGUGCUUCGGAGAAGAAUGUUCUGCAGGAGGAUAGCUGGGUGGGAUUGCCUGCGACGCGGAUUCAGUGUGUGCCGGUGGGACGAGAGGUCGAGAAGGAUUAG